Messenger RNA from Ochotona curzoniae (black-lipped pika), 4889 nucleotides. Its product is annotated as putative RNA-binding protein Luc7-like 2. Gene Ontology annotation, biological process: mRNA splice site recognition. NCBI's taxonomy places the organism in Eukaryota, Metazoa, Chordata, Mammalia, Lagomorpha, Ochotonidae. The coding region runs from base 2645 to 3778 and encodes 377 amino acids. The transcript is spliced from 10 exons. The record is from RefSeq and is a predicted model, not a curated record. Gene Ontology annotation, molecular function: mRNA binding. Gene Ontology annotation, cellular component: U1 snRNP; U2-type prespliceosome.
UGUUCCUCCUCGCAUUAGCAGUCCAUUCUCCAAAAUUAAGGCUUGUUUGGAAUUUGGUGUGCAUCCGGUGGGACACCAUAUUGCUACUGAGUUUUCAAUAGUUACAAGACUCUCAUCUCCUUCAUGAUGCUCUUCAUUUCAAUUUUCUUUAUCAUUGAGUUGUCUGCCACUUCUGUUCUUUGUUCUCAUUUCUUUUCCGUUAUUUCCUUUGUUGAUUUUAGAUUUGGCAAGGUUGUCUGGUUGGCUGAUAGCUACCAUCAACCGAUGAAAACUUGUCUUGCUAUUGUUUUUUUUUAAUUCUUUAUUUGAAAGGCACAUUUACAUAGGGUAUGAGAGACACCACAAAAAGAGAUCUUUGUCUGUUGGUUCACUCCCCAGAUGGUUGCCAUUGCUGGAACUGGGCUGGUCGUAAGCCAGAGCCUGGAGCUCCUCUGAGUCUCUUACGUGGUUGUACAGGGUUCCAAGAUUUAGGGCCAUCCUCCUCCGCUUUCCCAGGCCAUGAGCAGGAAGCUGGAUGGGAAGUUGAACAGCUGGGACACAAACCAGUGCCCAUGUGGAAUGCCAACCCUUGUGGAAAAAGGAUUAGACUAUUGAGCCACUGUGCCGCCCUGUGAACUUGUCAUUUUUGAUAGAUAAAUCUGUCAUUUUUUCAUUUUUUCCAACUAUUAGUUUCAUAGCUUUUGUUACUUUUGUGUACAGUAAGUUCUGAAUAAUAAGGGGUGCCAUCUACCCAGAUUGUGGGUUAUUGGCUCAGAGUGGCCCCUCUGUGAAUAUGUAUCCAAAUUAUAAAAUUUGGGACAAUACCAUCUCAUUUUGUACUGCGUGGGUCUGAAGUCCAGUGUCUGGAGGCAGCAGAUGGGUCAAGUAGGUGAGUUUCUUCUGGCUGUGUGGGAAACCUGGGUGGAGUUGGGCCUCGUACCUGUAGCCUGUCCUGUUCUGAUUGUUGCAGGCAUUUGGAAGGUAGACUAGUGGGUGUAAUAUUCUCCUCCUUCCUAACUAUGACUUGCUAAUGUUUUAUUUGAAUCCCCAAACAGAUGCUCUUUGAUCUCCCCCUCCCCCUGACCCACCAUGUGAUGGCAUUGAUCCCAAUCAGCUGCUGAAGAAUCUGCUUGUAUAAUAGGGGUAAAACAGCCCUCUGAGGCCUCAUUAUAUCACGUAGCUACUUUGCUAAUUUUAUUUUUACAGCUUUCAUCACCAUUCUGUUAGCUUUUACAGGUGCUCCAUGCUUUUUCUCUUACUAUCAAGUCUUCUCCAGUCUCAUUCUUUAUACUCUUGUUAUAUAAAUUUUCAUUGAUAGGUAGACUAGAUGUAAAAUUUUAAAAAGUGUUAUAUGCAGCAAGUAUAAACUUGUUUCAGAAAUUUCUAAUACAUUGAGCAUUGCAUUAAAAGAAAUGUGUUUCUUGUGGAUUAUGGUGGGUGUGGUAAUAGUAUGUAAUCUAAGCAUUAGAGGUUCUAGGUCACAUGACCCAGAGGACUGACAGGGAUGUCCUGUUUCAGCUGUGAAGUAUUAUUAGCAUCUUUUAGAAGAAGGAGAAACUUGUAUUACUGAGAGUGACUUUCUAAGUUCUGCUAGAAAGAAAUAACUGUUACAUUUCGAAAAUAGACUGGGAUAUUUAUCUUUCUGAUGCGAUGUUUAGUAUUUCCUUCCUUUAACAUGUCAUUAAAAUUUUUAUAAAGCAUCUAUUAUAUUAAGAUAUGGUGGUGAUUCCUUUUGUAAAAUGAACUCCAUACUUGACCUUCUUACAUAUACAGUGAAUUAAACUGGGUGAAUGAACUAACAAGGGAACAUAGAAUAAACAAGUAAUGUAAAAAUUGAUCAUUGAAAAGGUUAAUUACAAGAGAUUUUAGACUGAAUUUUAAAGGUACACAAAGGUAGUUAGAGGUGGUUAGGGUUGGUUGGAAAGUGUAAGGGCUGAUUAGUGCUGAGGUCAGUUUCCAAGUGUGAUAGCCAUGUAGCAGUAGUCAGCUUCCUUGAUCUUGGCUCUACAGGAGCAUAUGGGGUUUGUGUACUGCAGAAGGUUUCUUCCUGCCCUGGACUGGACUAGAAUUGGUCAUGGAUCUUUACAUGUUUUCUGCAUGUGAACAUGGCAGCUUGUACUGGAAGAAAUAGUAAAUGGAAAGGUCAUAUCUCUACAUAUGAGGGUUCAAGAGGUCAGGGAAGCAAACUUCAGUUUUUUCGAUUCUACAGCUUUCUAACUCUAGCUUUUUUUUUCCCCUCAUGUAAGGGAGUAUGGAUCCUGUUUUAGAAGUUAGGGACCUGUGUUCUAGCCCUUGGUGCUAUGUGGCCCCUAAAAGUGGUGUGUGUGUGUGUGUGUGUGUGUGUGUGUGUGUGUGUGUGUGUGUGUGUGUGUGUGUGCGCUUUCACUCCCUGAUCCCAUUUAUAAACAUGAGGAUGUGCCCAUUGCUUUGUAUGCUGUUGUGUUUUCCCUCUGCUUUCCCUAAGCUAAGCUCUAUGCUAGUUCUGUACAAAAGAAAUACUGGUUGCUUUUAUGAAUUGCUUGCCAUUAAUACCUAAUAUGCAGUAAAAUACAAUUCUGCAUAUCAUGAAAUAUGUCAAAUAUUACAAACGUUAAGAUUCUUUUGAAAUUACAAUACUAAACUCAGUUCACUUUUGCUUAGCCUUCACAGUUGUUGAUCACAUAACAUGGUCAUCCACUCACAGCUUAUAAAAAUACAGGGAGCAUCGGAGAGAAUGGGAGAUACUACUCGUCAACGAAUAAAAUUCAGUGAUGACAGAGUAUGCAAGAGCCACCUUCUCAACUGUUGUCCACAUGAUGUCCUUUCUGGAACUAGAAUGGAUCUUGGCGAAUGUCUCAAAGUCCAUGACCUGGCUUUAAGAGCAGAUUAUGAAAUUGCAUCCAAAGAACAAGAUUUUUUCUUUGAGCUUGAUGCCAUGGAUCAUCUGCAGUCCUUCAUUGCAGAUUGUGACCGAAGAACUGAAGUGGCUAAGAAAAGAUUAGCAGAAACUCAAGAAGAGAUUAGUGCUGAAGUCGCUGCUAAGGCAGAACGUGUUCAUGAAUUAAAUGAAGAAAUUGGUAAAUUGUUAGCCAAGGUGGAACAACUUGGAGCUGAAGGAAAUGUGGAAGAAUCCCAGAAAGUAAUGGAUGAAGUAGAGAAAGCCCGGGCAAAGAAAAGAGAAGCAGAGGAGGUUUAUCGGAAUUCUAUGCCGGCUUCCAGUUUCCAGCAGCAGAAACUAAGAGUCUGUGAAGUCUGCUCUGCCUACUUAGGGCUUCAUGACAAUGACAGACGACUGGCUGACCACUUUGGGGGAAAACUGCACCUGGGAUUUAUUGAAAUAAGAGAGAAGCUUGAAGAAUUAAAGAGAGUUGUGGCUGAGAAGCAGGAGAAAAGAAACCAGGAACGCCUAAAACGAAGAGAAGAACGAGAACGAGAAGAAAGGGAGAAGCUGAGAAGGUCCCGAUCACAUAGCAAGAAUCCUAAAAGAUCCAGGUCCAGAGAGCAUCGCAGGCAUCGCUCUCGCUCCAUGUCACGAGAACGGAAGAGGAGGACUCGAUCCAAGUCUCGGGAGAAACGCCACCGCCACAGGUCCCGCUCCAGCAGCCGCAGCCGCAGCCGCAGCCACCAGAGAAGUCGGCACAGUUCUAGAGAUAGGAGCAGAGAACGAUCCAAGAGGAGAUCCUCAAAGGAAAGAUUCAGAGAUCAAGACUUAGCAUCACGUGACAGAGAUCGAAAAGAUAAGAAGAGGUCCUAUGAGAGUGCUAAUGGCAGAUCAGAAGACAGGAGAAGCUCUGAAGAGCGUGAAGCAGGGGAGAUCUAAUUAGCUGUGCACAUACCUUCCCUCCUCAGGCUUCCUCUGGAGUUCCUGUUGUGUAGCUGGCAGCUGUUCAGGGCGCCGCAGGGAGCAGUUCCAGAGAGCGAUUCAGUUAGGUUAGAUGUACAGGAGCUAACAUGACCUCAACUCCACCUGUCCCCCCUUUGUGAAGCCUAAAACUGCAUCCAUAGUUUCUGGUGAACCUGUAAUACAAUUCUAAAAGUACAAUUUUUUAUAAGACAUUGAUCUCUUUAUUCUUUGAAGUAGGAGUGCUAGUGAAUGAAUUGUUGAUUUGCCUUGGGACUUUUUGAACAUUUGUAAUAUGCUGUCUUCCUUUCUAGUCCAAACAGCAGCAGCUUUGAGAAUUACUCUUAAUUAUUCUUCCUCUGACUUUUGUAUUCCCCUAAUACCUCCACCCUCCAACUAUAGACAAAAGGAGGUAGGAAGCAAUGUAACUUCUGCUCUAAGAGUCUCUUCCCACUAUUAAUUACUGGCUGAUUACAGUUCAGAGCGUUUAUACUGGAAUGUGUGCUGGAGAAAUUGCAAUUACUGGGUUGGUUUGUUUAAUGAUACCUGCUUAGAGUUGGAAUUUGAGCAGCUGUUGCAUUACAUAGUUUCGUUUUUAUUGAAAAUUUGAAAUCAAACUUGAUUUUUCUGUUCUAAUGAAUUACUAUGUUCAGGAUGUUCUAAGGGGGUGGGGGAAGGGACUGUUUAAUAAGCACUUCUUGUUUUGUUUGUGUGAAGUAUAAAGGCUAUACCCUUAUUGUAAAAAAAAAAAAAAACCAAUAAAAUGAAACAAUCACCACCACCAUCACUACCACUGAACUGUAACUUGUCUAGUAAAUUGUCAGUAGAAAUAUUGCUGUGGGCAUUUCCACUAUUUCUGUUACAGCAUUAACAGUGCCUUAUUGUGCAAGGCACCAAAGGAAAUAAAUAUAUACUUGGGAAGAUUCCAGAUGACUUGUUGAUCCCCCUGGGCUCACUCUUAUUCUGCUCUGGCUAUUUCAGGCUGUUCAUGACAGCAUCUGUAGGGGGCUGCAUCUGCAGAAGAAAUUGGGGUAUUUUUGUUGCUGUUUUCAUUCAACAAGCCUAAAUAAAAAAUGGUGUAUAUAAUUAA